AUGGCUUAUGAAAAAUUACAAGAAUGGAAAAUAAUUCUUGACAAAAAUGCAAAUGAAUUAGAUGAUAUUCAACUCAAAAUAAGAAAUGAAUUUUUGAAGGCUGAUGAGAUUAUUCCUACAUUAUCAACAACUUCGCAGCAACACCAAGACGCCAUAUAUACAUCUUACUUAAUUAAUAUAAUAGAUUCGGAACAAAUUCAAUUUGUUUUAAAUGGCCUAUUAACUUAG
This is a messenger RNA of Dentiscutata heterogama, 228 nucleotides long. Lineage: Eukaryota; Fungi; Glomeromycota; Glomeromycetes; Diversisporales; Gigasporaceae. The record is from the annotation of a GenBank genome assembly.